AUGAAACUGGUCAUUCCAAAGGACCACCCCAUUCAUUCAACGAGCAACGGUAUAGUCGGUACAGUCCAGGGACCCUCAACGUUCACAAAAUGGUACCCCAUGUCAUUCAAAGUAUCCGACACGAGCACCGGUGAUAUUACCAGUCGAUUAGCCUCAAAACAGUCGGAACCAGGACAGAAAUUCACCCCAACGCGUGGAGUCAUAAACAACGAAAUGAGCCCGACGGAAUUCAAUGCGGAUCUGUAA
Opisthorchis viverrini is the source of this 246-nucleotide messenger RNA. RefSeq lists its product as hypothetical. The coding region runs from base 1 to 246 and encodes 81 amino acids. The record is from RefSeq and is a predicted model, not a curated record. The transcript has a single exon. Lineage: Eukaryota; Metazoa; Platyhelminthes; Trematoda; Opisthorchiida; Opisthorchiidae.